AUGGCACGUGGUGCUCCUCUUCAGUGGCUAGAUGAAAUAAGGAUUAUUGAUGGUGGGUUUGGUUGGGAGGCCAUAAGGCGUUCAAAACUUCGAAUUGAGGGUCACAAGGCGUGGAGCUCGCUUCUUAUUAAAGAGGACCCUCGGUUAGUUGUGGAUGUACACAAAAGGCAAAUCAAAAUCAGCAUCCCUGCAGCCUCCGUCAGUUUUCCUGCCCACUUUAGCUUCCUACAUGCUGGUUGUGAUGUGAUCUGCACGAACACCUAUCAGGCAUCCCCGUCGACGUUGGCAUCUGCGCUCAGUGUCGAAAUACCCGAGGCCCGGCAACUAAUGAUAAAAGCCGUCACACUUGCUUUUGAUGCGAUUUCUCAGUUCGAAAAGGAAUGCGAUAAAGAUACGUUGGCGAAACGGCUAACUCCUCUUGUUGCCGGGUCCCUCGGGCCCUAUGGCGCCUGUCUGGCAGACGGCUCAGAAUACACAGGUUCAUACGCGAAGGAUAUGGAGUUUGAUGAACUUGUUCGAUUUCACGUUCAACGUGCAACUAUCCUGCAUCACGCCGGCGUUCAUUUUUUGGCUUGGGAGACUAUUCCCUCGCUUAUUGAAGUUAGCGCUAUUGUUGAAGCAAUGAAUCGUUUGCCGGACUCGGCCAUUGCCUGGGUUUCUAUAUUGACGAAAGACGGUUACACCACAGCACAUGGAGAACCUUUACACCAGGUAGCCUCUAUCCUCAGAGACUGUGAAAAAAUAUUCGCGGUUGGUGUUAACUGUCAUGUUAGGCACGACUGCAUUCCCAUAGCCCUUGCGACUCUCGGCGAUCUAGACAUUCCUCCCGAUCCAAACGACGACAACUACCACCCGAACCCCUUACAGGUACGUAGUGUACCGAAGUGUAAUCCACCGGCUAGGCCUAGGCCGAAGCUUCUAUUUGCAUAUCCAAGCAGUGGAGAAGUUCUUGUCAGGAAACGAAAACGAGUGAGAAGAAAACGCAAAAUGGUGGAUUUCUGGGUGUGGCCCGAAGACUCAGGUCCCGAUCGUUGGGCCUCAACUGUGGCAGAGUAUGCGGUUAGCCAACAAAUGCUGCGCCAACAACCUGGACUAACUGCAUUUCAAAUAUCACACAGCCGAGGACUCGCUCAAUGGAUUGGGGGAUGCUGCCGUGUGACACCGGGUAAUAUUUCAGACCUCGCGAUGCGCCUCAAACCGGAGGUGAUGGCUCAUCGCAUUCAGUGCCCAACAACGUCAGUCGUUGUUGGGGACAACAUCGGUACAACAGAAAUGCAACAAGCACCAGAAAUGAAGCAGGCCAUGCAGAAACGAGGUGGUAAACGUAAAAACAAGCGGAAAUGUCGAUAA
Mesocestoides corti is the source of this 1350-nucleotide messenger RNA. The record is from the annotation of a GenBank genome assembly. Lineage: Eukaryota; Metazoa; Platyhelminthes; Cestoda; Cyclophyllidea; Mesocestoididae.